AUGGCGAACGUGCGUGACAGCGAUACAUCCCUCUGGCUCCAUAAUAAACUCGGAAUUUCCAACGAUUCCUGGACCGGGGGCUCGAUUUGUUCCCAAUUGAACCUCGAAGUGUUGAGGAACAUUAAAGAAUGCUUUCCAGACUUACAAACCCAAGUGAAACUCAAAUUAUUGCUCAGUUUCUUCCACAUUCCUGGCAGAAACUUGGAAGAGUGGAAAUCAGAACUAGAACAAAUUAUAGAUGUAGCCCUGCAAGAUUCAGAAUUAUGGGUGGCAAUGAUUGCAGACGCCUUAAAAACUUAUCCAGCCAGUGGCUCUUUGAAUACAGAAAUCACAGAUGUAGAAGAAGUACGUCAAAUAUUUGGGGAUCUUAUUUCAGACCUGAGGAAGCAUGUGAAGAAACAAAACGAGCAUACCAUUUUGCCUAUGGAGUGCCAUUAUUUGAAUAAAAGUGCUUUGAUAUCAGUGGUUGGACAUAAGCCAGAACCAAUUAAACAUUUCACAAUCAAGAAAAAACCCAAAUCAGCUUUGUUGAGGGCAGAUCUAUUGCAAAAAUCCUCAGAUGCUGCUUCCAAUUUGAAAAAAUCCAGUGCCCCAGUGAUACCUGUAAGGUCCAGAGGCAUGCCAAGAAAAAUGACAGACACAACUCCACUGAAAGGUAUUCCAAGCAGAGUGCCAACAUCAGGAUUCCGUUCAAACACCCUAAUUGCAAACAUAAGUAACAGGCCACCUUUGACCAGACCCCCAGCAGGCAGAAAAGAAGGCGGCGUCAAACUUCUAGACAUAGCAGAUCAACCCUUGGGCUAUGCUGCGGCCAAAAAACGCAAAAAGCAACAAGAAAUCGAAGAAAAUCAAGCCAAAAAGGCCCUGCAAGAAAACCAGGCCCUACAAAGUCCACCAGUCGCAAUCAAAAAGGAACCUGUGGCCACCCCAGAUUAUGCUGCUGGCCUUGGAAACGCCACCCCUGCUUAUGCCCCUGCCACUCCACAGCCGGCUGUUGCUUCUACAGCUACAACUCCAGCUAAUAUUACAGCACCACCUACUCCGGCUGCAAUGGCCGCUCCAAACACACCUAAACCAAUCCUUGUUGUGCCCAAAAUUGUUACAUCUACUCCAACCAUACAACCACCCGUACAAGUUCAACAAGCAGUUGCCCCACAAAUGGUCACACCUCAAUACAUAGCUGCACAGAAUUUAAGACCUGUACCGCCUCUUUUAGCAACAACACCAGCAGGACAAAGAUCCAUUAUAACUACCACUGAUCAAGUCAAUGGACUUCAGACGCAGCUUAUUACGCCUGUAGUGGUGGCUCAGAGGCCUCAGCAGCAACCUGCUCAACAGCAACAGACUGUUACUCAUAUUAGGAUACAGCCUCAGCCUGCUAAUAAUUUGCAAAAGCGUGGGCUGGCGUUAACGCGCGAACAAAUGCUAGAAGCCCAAGACAUGUUCAGAACAGCCAACAAAGUGACGCGACCAGAAAAAGCACUAAUUUUAGGUUUCAUGGCAGGUUCCAGAGAUAAUCCUUGUCCGCACUUGGGCAACAUUGUAACGAUAAAACUGUCAGAAGAUCAAGAAACUGUAAUGCAAGCUGACGACAGUUGCGUCACUAUGCUGGUAGAGACGCACUUCCAAAUGAACUACAACAACGGUGAAUGGAAGAGGAUCAAAAAGUACCGCCAGAUCAGUAGCGAAAUCGAUCAUUUGCAUCAGAAUCAAGCUGCAGCUGCGCUUGUAUGAUUAAAGUUAAAUACUAAUAAUUUGUAAUCUUUUGUAUAUUAUUAUUGUAGCAACAUUGUUGCUAUGUAUGGGUCUCAUUUGUAUAUUAUUUUAUGUAUAGGUAUAUGUAAUUGAAAAAAAAAAAACACUUUUGCUUUUUUAGCAAAAACAAAGACUGAUUUUAGCUGACAACCAUAUUUUGAUUUUCAAAUUUAAAGGCUUUUUAUUGGUGGAAUUUAUAAAUUACUAAAAGUAAUCAAUAUUCUGUAAUGUAAAUAAUUAAGUCACAGUUUUUAUUUUGUACAUUAUAAUAUUAUGGCUAUGAGAAAAUAACUUUUUUAUGUAAAUAAUUUUUAUUAUGUUUUUAGCACAAUUGUUAUAUACAUAAAUCUAAUUUUCAUAUUGUUAAAUAUUGCUAAAUAAAAACAAAUUUAAUAUUUUUAAAUUAUUAUCCGGUUUAUUCAUUUAGCUAAAAUCAAUUUUCUUUACAUCACUCUUUACAAACAAUUUAUCACACUGAACACAAAUACAAUUUUUACAAAUCUCCAAUAAACAAUUCCUACAAAAAACAUCCUUGCAAGGAAUCUCAUAUAAAUAAUCACAAGUAAUUUUACAUAAAUUACACAAAUUACUUUCUCGACUGACAUUAAAACUAACAAAACUGGGAUCAGAUUUUGCGUUUUGUAUUAAAGAAUCCAAAUCGUCUUUUGGAUUUUUGUCCAACUUUUGGCAUUUAUUAUUAUUAGCAACAAUUACUGUACGUAAAGUCCUUUUUAAACCAAAUGUCUCCGCCCUGUGACUGUUUUGCAACAAAAACAUAUCAAUGCGACUUUUUAAGGCAACAUUUAAAAUUGGCUUUAAAGUGUCUGUGAACUUUUUGCCUGUAAAUGGAUCACAGGGCUUGCGGCUGAAGGAAUUUUCAAUUUCCACGUGUUUGUCUAAAGUAGUUUGGUCAAUGGUUUUGCCGCAAGGCAAAGUAUAAGGAAUUGUCAUUAACUCGUAGGUUAAAUCAUCUUUGAAGUCAUUAGGGAUUUCAAAAGUGUCUUUUUCAACUUCACUAUUGGUUAGUUUAGGGAUAUUUGGUCUAUUGUUGAGCUUAUAAACAGUUUCAAUAGUUUUUUUAGAGCAAGUUUUUGAAGGUGUGCCCCAAAUUUCUACUCGAGACAAGCAAGGAACUGAUUUUUUAGUUUUAAAAAUUACUAUUUUUAUACAUUUAGCAUUCAUAAAUGUUUUGUGUGCAAUGCCUUUGAAAAAACGUAACUCAAUAUUUUCAUUAUAGCCCAAAGGAGGUUGGGAUUUGGAAUAUUUGCGGGCAUUGCACAAAAUCAAGCCUUGAUUAUCGUAAAAUGCUUUAGCCAAAGAAAUAUACUCAUCACUUGAGGCUUUUGCAAAUAUUUCUAUGCCAGUGCAUUGCUGAUUACCUACAGUGGUGUUUAAAAGUAUAUGCGAAAUAUUUACAUUGCACAGCAGGUCAAAUUCUAUUUCCACAGGAGGUUUUAUGGAAGGAAAAGCUAUAAAGCCUCGUAUUUUGUCCGCAUAAGAUUCGCUUAUUAAAUUGUCCGCUUCGUAGGUUUCUGUGCAUAGAGGUUUUCGGGUUAUUUUUGGUAGUAACUUUGGAUCUAAAAAGUUUAUCAUUUGGAAAUUGGACCAGAACUGGUGCAGUUCUCUGAAAAAAUAGAAAUGGUUGCUUUUAGUAUAGUGUAAUAUAGGUCAAGGGACUAAAUUUUAGUACUGGGAUAUAGGUAUUAAUUUUUCAAAUUUGAAUACCUACUUUGUUUCUAGCAAGGGGCAAACCACCUAGGAAUUCUUUGCCAAAAAUGUGGGGAAUUUAGAGGAAUUUGUAGGAAUUCAUCCAAAUUUAUGAAAAUUUGGGGAAUUUAUAGGAAAUUUGGAGGAAUUUAUGGGAAAUUUGGCAGAAUUUGUGAGGAAUUUAAAGGAAAUUGUCAAAUUUUAAAAAUUCAAAAGAAUAAUGAAUACAGUUUUUGUAGGUUGAUUUUCAAGAUUUUUCAUCUUAAUGUUUUUCACUGGAAAAAUUUGAAAUUUUGAAAAAAUGAUCUUCUCACCUUCCUCUUUACAUGCAAAAAGUUUCAAAAUUUUCCCUUCACUAGUUUUCUGGGAAAACUUUGGAAUGUGUGAGAUUGUAUUUUCAAUUAAUUCAGUUAUUUCAGGUUGAUUUCCA
Messenger RNA from Ceutorhynchus assimilis (cabbage seed weevil), 3892 nucleotides. The record is from the annotation of a GenBank genome assembly. NCBI's taxonomy places the organism in Eukaryota, Metazoa, Arthropoda, Insecta, Coleoptera, Curculionidae.